Molecule: messenger RNA, 3568 nt
Organism: Amblyraja radiata (thorny skate)
Lineage: Eukaryota; Metazoa; Chordata; Chondrichthyes; Rajiformes; Rajidae
Gene: bop1
Product: BOP1 ribosomal biogenesis factor
Exons: 16
Coding region: 104-2437 (777 amino acids)
Biological process (GO): maturation of LSU-rRNA from tricistronic rRNA transcript (SSU-rRNA, 5.8S rRNA, LSU-rRNA); ribosome biogenesis
Cellular component (GO): preribosome, large subunit precursor; PeBoW complex
Molecular function (GO): ribonucleoprotein complex binding; protein binding
Source: RefSeq, a predicted model, not a curated record
UGGGGUUUUUUAUUUUAUUUUAAACGAAUAAGGUUGGUGGUGGUGAUGAUGACCUGUGACCUGCCUUGGCCGCUGCCUCUGCCUCGGCCGUUCCUCUAGUAAGAUGGCGGCAGAGAGCAUGUCGGUGGCCGGGAGGAGCGGCGGCGGCGGCAACAUGAUGAUCGGGGGGACCAAGAGGCUGGCCCCGGCCCCGGGCCCCGAGCUUCAGGAGCAGCUUCCCGUCUUUGAAAAUCCUGUACUUGUGGAGGAUGGAGAUGACUUGACAGACAGCGACGAGAGCCUUUUCUCUGGCUUGGACGACUCGGGGAGUGACAGCAGUGAUGAGGGAGGAGGUGGUGACGGUGAUGAAGAUGACGAUGGUGAUGAUGAUGACGGUGACCAUAAGGAGGGAAAGAAUGAUGAAGACAACGACAGUGGAGUUGAAGAGAAGAAGAGCACGAAGGACAAGCUAAGCAAGCGGGAGAGCAAGAUCAGUAAAGCUGCCAGGAAAGAGAAGUUGGCAGAGUCCGAGCACAUUUUGAAGCCAGAGCACCUGGGCCUUACCCCUCCAGCCGAUGAGUACGAACAUGACACUUCAGAUGAAGAGGAUAUCCGGAAUACUGUGGGCAAUAUCCCUAUGGAAUGGUACAAAGACUAUCCACACAUCGGAUAUGACCUAGAUGGAAAGAAAAUCUACAAACCAAUCCGAAAUAAGGAUGAACUGGAUGAAUUUCUGGAUAAAAUGGAGAAUCCGGAUUACUGGCGUACUGUCCCAGAUAAGAUGACCGGCACUGACAUCCGACUCACAGAUGACCAGAUAGAUCUUGUCCACAGGCUACAGAAGGGACAGUUUGGAGACGCCAAGUUUGAUCCCUAUCAGUCUUCCAUCGACUUCUUUACCCACGAGACCAUGAUCCACCCGGUGACCAAUCACCCAGCUCACAAACGCAGCUUCAUCCCAUCGCUCAUCGAGAAGGAGAAGGUGUCGAAGCUGGUGCAUGCGAUCAAGAUGGGCUGGAUCAAGCCCCGCAAGCCACGGGACGACACACCGCAGUACUACGACCUGUGGGCCAAGGAGGAUCCCAACGCAAUCCUGGGCCGCCAUAAGAUGCACGUUCCCGCACCAAAGCUCAAGCUCCCCGGGCACGAAGAGUCUUACAACCCCCCGCCCGAAUACUUGCUAACGGACGAAGAGCGACUGGCCUGGGAGCAGCAGGAGCCCGAGGAGCGGAAACUCAACUUCCUCCCCAAGACGUUUGGGUCGUUGCGCGCCGUGCCGGCGUUUUCACGCUUCAUCCACGAGCGCUUUGAACGCUGCCUGGACCUCUACCUCUGCCCGCGGCAACGCAAGAUGAGGGUGAACGUGGAUCCAGACGAUCUGAUUCCAAAGCUUCCCAAGCCGAAGGAUCUGCAGCCGUUCCCCACUACUCAGGCGCUGGUUUACACAGGGCACACCAACCUGGUGCGUUGCAUCAGCGUCUCACCCAGUGGCCAGUGGUUGGCAUCAGGCUCGGAUGACCACACCGUUCGUUUCUGGGAGGUCUCCACGGCCCGCUGCGUGAAGACCAUCGAGGUGGAAGGGGCAGUGAAGAGCAUCGCGUGGAACCCGAACCCUGCCCACUGUCUGGUGGCUUUAACUGUUGAGCAGUCUGUGAUCAUCAUCAACCCCAGCCUGGGUGACCGGCUGCUGUAUAGUGCGACGGAUCAGCUGAUGGCCGCCUUUGAGAAGCCGGAGGAGGAGGCCCCUCAGCCGGCCGAGUGGGCAGCUGCAGAGGGAGAGGCCUACGACACAGGCUUCCGUCUCACCAUCACGCACAACAAGAUGGUGAAGCAGGUGACGUGGCACGGCAAGGGUGACUACCUGGCCACGGUGAUCCCCGACAACGGCAACGCCCAGGUGCUGAUCCACCAGCUGAGCAAGCGGCGCAGCCAGAACCCCUUCCGCAAGAACAAGGGGCUGGUGCAGUGCGUCAGCUUCCACCCUGUACGCCCCUUCUUCUUCGUGGCCACCCAGCGAUACGUGCGCGUCUACAAUCUGCUCAAGCAGGAGCUGACCAAGAAGCUGAUGGCCAACUGCAAGUGGGUGUCCAGCAUGGCCAUUCACCCCGGCGGUGACAAUGUGAUCUGUGGGAGCUACGACAGUCGCCUGGCCUGGUUCGACCUGGACCUCUCCACCAAGCCCUACAAAGUGCUCAGGCAUCACAAGAGAGCUUUACGAGGAGUAGCGUUCCACAAACAUUACCCGCUGUUUGCCUCCGCCUCCGAUGAUGGCACCGUCAUUGUCUGUCAUGGAAUGGUUUACAGUGACCUGCUGCAGAACCCGCUGCUGGCCCCGGUGAAGUUGCUACGUGGUCACCAGAUCACCCGCGACCUGGGAGUACUCGACGUCCUCUUCCACCCCACCCAGCCCUGGCUCUUCUCCGCCGGCGCAGAUGCCACCAUUCGCCUCUUCACCUAGAGCUCCCCAUGCCCCACGCCGGGCCGGUUCACCGCAACACGCCAGGCUGGGGGGGAGAGACGGCACGGACUAACAGCGAGGGCACGAACCGGACCCAUCAUUAUCACCGCGUGGUUACCGAGGACCCUGCCGGAUCUGCGUUGCGGUCAUUCCCCAACCCCUGGCCCUCAGAUGCCGAGCUGCCCAGCCGGAUCACAGCCACAACACCGUCCCCUCGUUAUCCCACCGCACCCCCUCCUCACAAUCCAGCCUGGGGGACAGUGCACUGUGGUGAACCAAAGCCUCACCUAAAGCCUGGAGGUGUGACUGCCCCUUCCCCACCCCUCCCCACACUCCUCCCCCAACCCCACCCCUCUCCCCCUCCACCAAACCCCCCCCCUCUCCCCAACCCCACCCCUCUCCCCAACCCCACUGCUCCCCCCCUCCACCACCCCUCGCUUCCCCUCUCCCCCCCCGCCUCCACCACCCCUCCCCCAUCUCCCACACCCCUCCCCUCACCCCUCUCUUCCCUCCCCCCCCUCCUCUAGAGAUGCUGGCUCACACUGAAGAUAGACAUACAGUGCUGGAGUAACUCAGCGGGUCAGGCAGCAUCUCUGGAGAACAUGGAUAGGCGACCUUUCUGGUCGAGACCUUUCCUCAGACUGCAAGAUGGAGAUGGAGGGGACUGGAAGCGUGAACCCCCCCCCCCCCCCCUCCAUCUCCUGACCCAAAGCGUCAACUACUUCCAGAGAUACUGCCUGGCCCGAUGAGUCACUCCAGCACUGUAUCUGUGUCUGUCUUUGUCCUCCCCCUUCGGCCCAUCGCAUCCGCUCCAGUUUAUAAACGGCUGACAACAUUAGUUUCAAUCCAGCUUCAGCGGAGACAGAGUUGCUCUCCUCCUCACUCUGGCCUGGGACUGUCAGCCCUGACUGGGACUAGGUGAGCCCCCCAUUGUACCAGCCACACACAGCUGUGGGUCCCAGCCUGCCACCGUUACUGCCGGGAGAAUGAGCCACGCACGCACGGCUUGUGAAAUGGAUAUAUUUAGAGCAGAUAUACAUAUUAAACCUCUGUAUCAUUGGCCCACAUAUUUUCUCUUUGAUUUACAGUAAUGCAGCAAUCCGCCGUGUUAUUAUUAAAGAUAUUUCUGUA